AUGGAUCUUUACCCACGACAAGGAGCCACCAUGGCCAGCGAUCCUUCGACUUCGGCAAAAUGGCCGGUAUCAGAUAUUGUUUUCGUUUCGAUUAUGGGCUUCGUCCUGAGCGCAGCCGCCCUGGAAUGGUUCCUCUGGCUCGCUGCCUUCCUCUAUUGCCUGGUCAAAGUCUUCAAGAAAGCUGAGCACUGGACUAUUCGACUUCUUGCCGUUAUCAUGAUGAUCAGCUUCACAGCCCUGAGAUGCAUCUUUUUGCCAGUCAUGGUUGUCACGCUACCACUGCCUCCACAAAUCACAGCCAAAUUUCCUCCUGAGCUCGUCAAAUUCCUGCAAUGGUUCGCCUUCUACUCCUUCUCAGGCCUUCUGAUCAUCCCAUGGCUCUUCUGUGUCUACCAAUUAGUCGUCAACAGCCUUGGCCGCACGAAAAGGAUCAAGACGGCAUUGGAUGAGGACUCGGCGCCGAAGACUGUUAUCGUCAUGCCAUGCUACAAAGAAGAGCCGGAUGUCCUCUUGAAAGCCAUAGAUUCAGUGGUGGAUUGCGAUUACCCGCCAUCCUGCCUCCACGUCUUCCUAUCCUUCGACGGCGACCAAGAAGACGAGCUAUAUCUGAAGACGAUUGAGAAGCUUGGGGUGCCUUUGACGCUGGAAAGCUAUCCAAAAAGUAUUGAUAUCACGUAUCGAAUGGCGAGAGUCACGGUCUCGAGAUUCCCGCAUGGCGGAAAGCGGCAGUGUCAGAAGUCGACGUUCAAGCUCAUUGACAAGAUCUACACGGAAUAUCUGAAGCGCAAUGACAACCUUUUCAUUCUCUUCAUCGACUCGGACUGCAUCCUCGACAAGGUCUGCAUCCAGAAUUUCAUGUACGAAAUGGAGCUCAAGCCUGGGAGCAAGCAGAACAUGCUGGCUAUGACUGGAAUCAUCACUUCGACGACCGUGAAGAACACUUUAAUCACGCUCUUGCAAGACAUGGAAUACCUACACGGGCAACUCUUCGAGCGCUCAGUCGAAUCCGGCUGCGGUUCCGUUACCUGUCUGCCCGGUGCACUUACCAUGCUUCGAUUCUCGGCAUUCCGGAAGAUGGCCAAGUACUAUUUCGCUGACAAGGCGGAACAGUGCGACGAUCUCUUCGACUACGGCAAAUGUCAUUUGGGAGAAGACCGAUGGUUGACCCACCUGUUCAUGAUUGGUGCAAAGGAGAGAUACCAAAUCCAGCUCUGUACAGGAGCCUUCUGCAAGACUGAAGCUGUUCAGACAUACAAGAGUCUUCUGAAACAGCGCCGACGAUGGUUUCUGGGUUUCAUCACUAACGAAGUAUGCAUGCUGACCGACAUCCGGCUGUGGAGGAGGUAUCCACUUCUCUGCAUUGUCCGCUUCAUGAACUGCACGAUCAGGACGACGGCCUUGCUGUUUUUCAUAAUGGUUCUCUCCGUUAUAACCACAUCAAACAAGGUCUCGAAUCUCCCAAUCGGCUUCUUGGCUGUAUCGCUUGGCUUGAACUGGCUUCUGAUGAUCUAUUUCGGCGUCAGACUUCGGCGCUUCAAAACUUGGCUGUAUCCAGUCAUGUUCGUCAUUAAUCCCUUUUUCAAUUGGGUAUACAUGGUAUAUGGGAUUUUCACUGCUGGGCAGCGGACUUGGGGUGGGCCAAGAGCUGAUGCGGGCGCGGCUGACGCGCAUACAACGCCUCAACAAGCCAUUGAGCAUGCGAAAGCGACUGGCGACGAUCUCAAUGUCGUGCCGGAGACUUUCAAGCCUGCCGUCGAAGCUCAGCACCCUGGGAAAACUGUAGCUACCGUCCCUCUACAGCCUACAGACCACGUCGAAGGCCGUUUUGCCCCUGCCGAGCAUCUUCCUGGUGGUUGGUACCUGCAAAACAAUGACUCUGGACUCACCCUACCGAGUAUGCUCCCAAGAGAUCCGAACGUACCUCGCAUCCCAUUACAUCCUCGAGAUUCAUUCGACUCCUUCGUCACCAGCGCAUCACCCACCAACUCCGUCUAUAUGCCCCGCCGAGUCGAGAGCAUCAUGGGUGACGAAGACCGAAGGAAGUAUUACUUCGCUCAGCAGGCACAGCAGGCACCCACUGGCGCUUACUUGAGCAUGGAGGCACAGGAUCAUGGCCAUGUUUAUGAAAUGGGAGACGACCCUGACACCAAGCAUGCCUGGACCGAAUCAGCUGAGUCUGUCGACUCUGAAGAGUAUCAGAACCAAGAUAUUCCGCACUACUCUCGUGAUGUUCAUGGCCGACAUUCGCCUGUUUUCGCGCCUAGACACCCGGUCGGCGUUCCGCUUGACUUUGAAGGACCGGGCCAUGGCGAUUUGGGAGUGCCAGACUUCUCUCUGAGCCAUGGGCAGCGCUCGAGCACCAAUAACGGAAGACUUGCUCCCAAUCAUCCAGAGCGACCACCUGCCAUUGCUGGACGACCGAUUAGAAAAGAUCGUAGUCCACUGGGUCGAGCGCCAAUGGUCCGAAUGCCUACACGGGAGGAUGUGAAUGACAUCGAAAUGGAACAGCAGGCGAGACCUCAGGAUUCUUUCCUGGAGCAGCCAGGCAGACAGCAGAAUCCCUUUAUGGGUCGCUCGGCGCGAACGCACGAGCCUCCGCCAGCGAGCUAUCGGCCACCGAGGCAGGAGGAUCCGUUGAUGGGGGAGACACCCGGUCGUCCAUCAAGUACUAGGAGCGAGAGGUCCGAGACAGCCAGUACAAAAAGCAAUCGGAAGAGGUUGCAGAAGGCGCGGCCGAAGAAGUGA
Molecule: messenger RNA, 2745 nt
Organism: Letharia columbiana
Lineage: Eukaryota; Fungi; Ascomycota; Lecanoromycetes; Lecanorales; Parmeliaceae
Exons: 3
Coding region: 1-2745 (914 amino acids)
Cellular component (GO): cell periphery; cell septum
Molecular function (GO): chitin synthase activity
Source: RefSeq, a predicted model, not a curated record